AUGUAUAUAUCCCUCCAGAGUCCAAGUGGCCACCUGGACCUGUUUGUUCGCUUCCUUCAUGGCCUCUGUCUGGAGUCCAACCAGAGAAUCUUAGGAGGUUUGCUGGGUCACACAGAGAACUGUCCAGAAACCAUCCAGAGAAUCAUCAACAACCUGAAGGAGAUGAACAGUGAUAGAAUCUCUCCAGACAGAAGCAUCAACAUCUUCCACUGUCUGAUGGAGAUGAACGACCACUCAGUCCAUCAGCAGAUCCAAGAGUUCCUGAAGUCAGAGAACAGAUCACAGAGACUCUCCUUGAUCCAGUGCUCAGCUCUGGCCUACAUGCUGCAGAUGUCAGAGGAGGUUCUGGAUGAGCUGGACCUGAACCAGUACAACACAUCAGAGGAGGGACGACAGAGACUGAUUCCAGCUGUGAGGAACUGCAGAAAGGCUCAACUUUCUAAGUGUGGACUCACAAAACAUCACUGUGAAGUUGUGGCCUCAGCUCUGAAGUCCAACCCAUCACAUCUGAGACAUCUGGACCUGAGUGACAACAAGCUGCAGGACUCAGGAGUGAAGGUUCUGUCUGCUGGACUGGAGAGUCCUCACUGUCGACUGGAGACUCUGAGGUCAGUGUUUUUCUGGUUUGUGUCUCAGCAGCAGUUUUUAGCUCCUCACCUCAAACAUCUACACUUGAAUCUAGAAUGAAAAGAGACUCACGUG
Betta splendens (Siamese fighting fish) is the source of this 702-nucleotide messenger RNA. RefSeq names its product ribonuclease inhibitor-like. The coding region runs from base 1 to 687 and encodes 228 amino acids. The record is from RefSeq and is a predicted model, not a curated record. NCBI's taxonomy places the organism in Eukaryota, Metazoa, Chordata, Actinopteri, Anabantiformes, Osphronemidae. The transcript is spliced from 2 exons. Gene Ontology annotation, molecular function: protein binding.